AUGCUAUCUACAGCCGUCGCAAGCGUCAAUAACAGUCAAGACAUACCAGUAGAGUGCCGCGUUUUAUUAGACUGCGGCUCACAAGCUAAUUUUAUUUCUAGAAAAUUGUUAAACAUCCUAGGUUUAAAGCCUCAAAAUCAAAGCGUAUCCAUUUCCGGAGUUAACGGAUCAGUUACCAAUUCGUCUCAAGUCGUAAAUUUGAGAAUUCAUUCGCUGAUUAAUUCAUAUUACGCCGACAUUAGUUGCAUCGUGACAGAUCAAGUUACAAGUAAACUACCCGCGUACAACUUAAAGCGCGAUAACUUCGACAUUCCGCGAAAUCUCAAGUUAGCCGAUCCCAACUUCCAUAAAGCCGCAGAUAUCGACAUCUUGCUCGGUGCCGAGUUCUUUUGGGAGUUAAUGUGUGUCGGUCAGAUCAAGGCUUCACACAAACAUCCCACGUUACAGAAAACGCGAUUGGGCUGGAUUCUGGCGGGUCGCUUAAAUAACUCGUCGGCUUUAACUAAACGUGUCCAGGCGUUACACGCGAUCGUGUCCAACGCGGAAUUACAUGAGCAAUUAGGCCACUUUUGGCAGCAAGAAGAAGUCACAAACAAGUCAGUCUCUCUCACUGCCGAGGAAUCUUAUUGCGAACAACAAUUUUUGAAAACCGUGUCCCGAACGCCACAAGGCCAAUUCGUGGUACAGCUCCCGCUCAGGGAAAAUAUGGUUCAUAGACUAGGGGAUUCCAGGGAGGUCGCUUUGAAGCGAUUGUUAAAUCUCGAGAAACGCCUCAGUCGCGAUCCACUUUUGAGGGAGCGAUACGAACACUUCUUACGCGAAUACGAGUCCUUGAAUCACAUGAUGGAAAUAGACGUUCCACCAAGUGAGGAUUCAACUCCCUUUUACCUGCCCCAUCAUGGCGUAUAUAAAAAUUCUGACAAUUCGGCCAAACUCCGAGUUGUCUUUGACGCGUCCUGUAAGAGCAGUUCGGGUUUAUCGCUUAACGACGUCUUAAUUGUGGGGCCGGUCGUUCAACAGGACUUAGCUUCAAUUUUAAUGCGUUUCCGCACGUUUGCUUACGUUUUCACUGCCGACAUAGUGAAAAUGUACAGGCAAAUAUUAGUAGCACCGUCACAGACACAUCUCCAAAGAAUUUUAUGGAGAGAUAAUGCGGACUCAAGCGUGAAAACAUACGAGUUAAUAACCGUCACUUACGGCACUUCUUCGGCCUCUUAUUUGGCUACCAGAUGCCUAAAACAUUUGGCCGAACUAUUCAGAACAGACUUCCCGGUGGGAUCCAAGCAUGUUGAACGUGAUUUUUACGUCGACGACAUUCUUACCGGGGCGGAUACGAUAGAAGAUGCGAAGCGAAUCCGGGACGAAAUCGUGCAACUCUUACGCUUGGGGGCCUUUCAGCUUAGCAAGUGGGCCUCAAAUUGUUCAUUAUUGUUAGAAAACGUGGAUAACCCGCAUCUCAACACGGUCGCUAUAACUAACAGCACCGAUUCGCGAAUCUUAGGGAUCCAGUGGGAUCAGGCACGAGACGUCCUACAAUUCUCAUACAAAACCCAAGAUUAUUCAAGCAUAGUAAACAAACGCGGUAUACUCUCCGAAGUAGCCAAAUUGUUCGACCCACUCGGCCUUCUCGGCCCGAUGAUCACUAGUGCUAAACUAAUCCUUCAAGAGCUUUGGCAAGCAGGUGUCGAAUGGGACGAGACAGUUCCUCAGCAUCUCCACUCUCGCUGGAUGGCCUUCAAACAGGGCCUAUCCAAGUUAAGUCAAAUACAAGUCCACAGACGCGUUAAAUUUGCAACAGACCCCCAGUCGGUUCAAAUACACGGGUUUUGCGACGCAAGUCAGCGGGCCUACGGCGCCUGCUUUUACGUUCGCACCGGCAAAGGCGCAGGGAAUUACCGUAUCGAACUACUAUGCUCCAAAUCUCGAGUAGCUCCAUUAAAGACGAUUACGCUACCCAAACUAGAAUUGUGCGCGGCGGUACUUCUAGCGCAACUCUUAAAAAAGAUUUCCGAAUCCUUCGAGUUAUCAAGCAGUCAAAUAUUCUUGUGGUCCGACUCCACAAUCGCCCUAAACUGA
Messenger RNA from Temnothorax curvispinosus, 2076 nucleotides. RefSeq lists its product as uncharacterized. The transcript has a single exon. NCBI's taxonomy places the organism in Eukaryota, Metazoa, Arthropoda, Insecta, Hymenoptera, Formicidae. The coding region runs from base 1 to 2076 and encodes 691 amino acids. The record is from RefSeq and is a predicted model, not a curated record.